Molecule: messenger RNA, 798 nt
Organism: Venustampulla echinocandica
Lineage: Eukaryota; Fungi; Ascomycota; Leotiomycetes; Helotiales; Pleuroascaceae
Exons: 2
Coding region: 1-798 (265 amino acids)
Source: RefSeq, a predicted model, not a curated record
AUGGCGGUUCUCACAUUUCGCGACGGGGUGAUGAUUCUAGAGCUCAUAUUCUUCACACCUGCCUUGGGUUUGUCCAUCUGGCUUACUUAUCGGCAUGGGCUCUGGCGAAGAUCCGGGUUUAUUUUUCUAGUCCUGUUGGCUCUAGUACGCAUCAACGGAGCCUGCAUGCUGCUGGCAACGCUCCUUCAUCCAGACUCUAUAGUCCUCUACACGGGAGCUGGAAUUUUGAACAGUAUUGCGCUUAGCCCAUUGCUUCUCUCCACAAUUGGUCUGCUCGGUAGAGUCAAUGAUUCAAUUCGCCGCACAGAAAAAAGAGCGUUCUCGCCACGGACCUUUCGACUUUUGUCAAUACCUACUGUGACCGGUCUUGGUCUCUGUGUUGCCGGAGGCACGCUGACUGGGAUCAGUGGCGAUCCCACCAAUGUCCACAUAACAACUAAAAUUGGCGUUAUCCUCUUCGUGGUGGCAUUCGCAGUCAUAAACUUUAUCACAGCCAUUACAUACCGAAACCUCUCGUACGCUGAGGCUGGAGAAAGACAGCUAGGACGCGUCGUGGCCGUUUCCGCCCUAUUUCUCAUUGUGCGCACCGUCUAUAGCGUUCUAGGGGCAUUUGGAAACGAUCUGAAGUUCAACAUCCUUAUCGGUUCUGUGCCGAUAUACCUCUGCAUGGCGGUGCUUGAGGAGUUUGCUAUCUUCGUCCUGUUCCUCGCUGUCGGAUUCAAGCUCAGAGUUAUCCCUAAGGACUACGAGGCCACCGACACAGAAACCGCCUCUAAUAUCUGUGAAACAGAGGGUUGA